This is a messenger RNA of Physella acuta, 1873 nucleotides long. RefSeq lists its product as uncharacterized. The record is from RefSeq and is a predicted model, not a curated record. NCBI's taxonomy places the organism in Eukaryota, Metazoa, Mollusca, Gastropoda, Physidae.
GAAAGGCCAAUGUGACACAUCACUUGGAGGUUGAACCUCCGAGCCAACGGUCGCUUCUCUUUGACACACAACGGGCACCAAACAUCACUGACAUCCACUUCCAUCACUGUGAUGUCUACACAUCAUGAUGUGAGCUUGACAUCCUCCCCUUUCUGAGAACUUCGGCCGCAUCACAUCAUGGAUUACACCACUCUCCUAAUCUCGUUUUCCUGUCUACUUAACACAUGCAGUACACAAACAACUUCAACCUCACCCCCACUAUCCACCACACUUCAAACCCCAACAACAAACCCCCAAACUUCUACACCCCCACCACCAACAACCCACUCAACAACCGACCUCCCUGUAGCCAACACCACCAGUGACUAUUCGGACAUCAUCAGCGAUGAGAUCGAGAAGUUACAGAGCUCCGGCUAUCUCUUCUUCCCCCACAUCUACCGGGCGUUUCUUGACGCUGGCCGGAGACCGCUGUUCUACAACUCCAGCGAAGACUGCAGUCGAAACCUUGAGACUUACUACAACGCUUUUAUCGACAGGAAGGGGUGGGCAUGGAACAUCUACGACGCCACUGGCAAACAGGGCGCUGGCCUCUUCACAGGGGCGUUGACCUGGGUGGGCAACUUCCACCAGUGUAUCAACUCUAUGGGCUACUACUUCAGCGAGCUGACCACGGGGGAGGCCCCGCCCACCCAGUUUUGUGCCGUCUACAUAGCCACGCCCCAGUGGGUUGUCAAUCUACUGCAAGGAUUUAACCUCCCGUUCCCGGUACAAAAGCCGCCGUUUAUUGCAGACAUCUGUACUGUAGUGGGCUGUACGGAGAGUGAUCUACAGAAUAUUGUGCAACGUUACGUGAACGAUGUGUCAUGGUCUGGCAACUAUUCAGUGACGAGUGUCAAAUGUCGGACCGUGAAAAAGCUACGAAACGAUGCGGGCGCCAUUGUAACGCUGUGUAUUAUCGCACUGAUCCUUCUCCUUGUCGUACUGGGCACCACAUUUGAGAUUUAUCUUCGAGCCAAGCGUCACGGGAUCAAAUCCAGCCGAGACAUCCUUAUCGGGGAGACCGCUCCGGUCAACUCCAUCAAAAGCACCAGUUCCACCCCCACCAUCAGGGGGCGUCCCAGAAAAAAAUCCUCCCUCACCUGGCUGGCUUACAAGAACGAGGCGUUCGUCCCUGACAUUGAUAUCACCGAAACACCUCUCAGCGGUGCCUCACCCACAGAACAACCCAGCCCAACCACCCCCGGGCUGGCACAAAUCACAGAAGCUCAAAACGAAGACGGUAACAAGCCUGAAGAAAACCACUCGGACACAGCCAACGGGUCUCUCCUCAAACAGGAGAAGCAGAGUACUCCUGAAAACAUAGUCACCAAUCACGUCAACGGUACAACGGUUCCUAACGAUGAAACAAAGGAUGAAAACACCGAUCCCCACACACAAUCUGAAUACCACCCCACCGAUCCCCACACACAAUCUGAAUACCACCCCACAGAUGACCACGCACAAUCUGAAUACCACCCCACCGACGACCACGAUCGGCUACCCCUGUCAGACUACCACCCUGACCUCCCCAGCCCCAACGGCCUCAAGAAGCGGAGCUCCAAAGAUUCCAGAAAAGCCAGCGUUUUCUUCCCGAGGAUGCAGCACAAGCACCUGCACACCCAGCUGUCCAAGGACAACAGCACCCUGCAGGGCACAGUUCAUCUUUUUGAGAAAAUCCUGGUCACCUUCUCCAUACGUCGUAAUUUGACCAACGUCCUUGGGAAAGGUCACGCGGACACCAUGUUCUGUUUGAAUGGCGUCCGUGUCUGUUCCAUUGGCUGGAUCGUCCUAGGUUCAUACUACAACGCCAUCUAUUCCAACCCAACCCUCAUAG